Messenger RNA from Protopolystoma xenopodis, 342 nucleotides. The record is from the annotation of a GenBank genome assembly. NCBI's taxonomy places the organism in Eukaryota, Metazoa, Platyhelminthes, Monogenea, Polystomatidea, Polystomatidae.
AUGGCAAAGCUGACUGAUGAUGCCGACUACGAUGCCGGCAAAAAGUUUGAGAAUGUAUCAAGUCUACUGUCAGAUGCUGGGAAUCAUGACAAUUACUAUGGCAGACGACUUCGGACUAGAUGCGUUCUACAUAGUCACCCUGACAACAAGACCAAGUUGCGACAACGAGGUCAACCCAUUUCUAAAUUACUUGGAUAUGUUACAGAGGCAGAUUUGCGUCGGGAUCUACCCCACGAAGAUGCCGAGUACUGUAUCGCUAGAAUGAAGCUCUUCACUGGAGGGAAAGGCGACAUCGGGGCUCUUGACUAUGAACUAUUUGCGCAAGAGAUUUUCAAUGAAUAA